This is a messenger RNA of Prorocentrum cordatum, 1542 nucleotides long. The record is from the annotation of a GenBank genome assembly. NCBI's taxonomy places the organism in Eukaryota, Dinophyceae, Prorocentrales, Prorocentraceae.
AUGCCGGCCGCUAUGCCGUCGGGCGAGCAGAUCGACGCCUUCUUCCAGAAGCUCGAACAGGCAGUGCCCUUCCCAGAGGCCGAGCUCGCCGCCCUCGCGCCGCUGGCCGUCGCCCAGGAGUGGAAGAGCAUCGGGGCAACGCAGAGCGUCCCCUGGAUAUGGGUCAUGCUGUGUGAGCUCUCCCUCGUGAGCUUUCUGACGCCCAACGCUCGCAUCACUCCGUUGGCGAGCUUCUUUGUGUUCUCGCUGAGCUGGAUGUUCUUCCUGCAUCCCGGCGCGCGCCACGCGUCCAACCUUCUCCGGCUGUGCCGCAACGUGCUUCGUGCUUUGGAGCGCAAAUCCAACGAGGCCCGCGCGGCCAUGUGGACGCAGCUGCGUUUGCAAGCGUUGCCGAAUCCAGCGGCCAAGGCAGCGCUGAAGGAACGCUUGCAGAAGCUGCGUGGCGUCUCCUUCCGGGUUGGCACCGGCUCGUUGGAGGGCGUCGGCUUGAAAAUGUCUUCCGACGCGUGCCGCGCGGCUGCUGGUAGCUGCCUCGUGGAGGGCUCGCAGUUCCUGCAGUGGCUUCAGCAAGAGCUCGGACUCAACAAGCCAUUGGCACGUGAGAUCCGCGAUGCAAGCGCUGAGCUCCAGAACGAGAAAGGCGCCGACAAAUUGGAGGAGCGCAUCGUGAACAAGUUCUUCGCCGUCUACAAGGCCCGCGCCAUCGAGCACGUCGGUGAGGGCUCUUUCACGUAUCAUUUGGGCCACCCAUUCCGGAACUACGACUUUUCCAGCACGGGCGGCGGUCAGGCUGAGACCGGGUUCUUCGACGUGUUCGACGCGCGCGUGCAGCAGCAAGGGGGCGCGUACCUGGUGAAGCACGAGGGGGCGAAGAAGCGCGGGAGGCUGAAGGGCAAGCACCUGCGCCGCGCCCUCAACUGGGCCAACGUGAUGAAUGCUCGGGGGGACGUGGCGUUCGACGCGUGGAACACAGCCAUCGACCUCAACGCGCUCAAGGCAGCCCAGUUGAUCGGGGAUUUCUCCGAGAAGCUUGCCGAGGAGAUGUCCAACGUGAUCCGCGUCACCUUGUCGCUCUCGCUGUCCGCGCUGCGCCGGGAGAUCCCCGUGGACCAGCGCGCCUUCACCAAGGCCUUUGUCAUCGCCAUGCCGAGGAUGCAGACUAUCUGGCUAGAGUCGACGAGCCUGAAGGCGCACGGCGAGAUCCGUGACAACUUGCCCGCCGCCAGCACUGGCGAGAAGUUAACCGCCGUCUGGCGCAUGGCGCUCGCGAAAGCGCUGCAGCUCGGGCGCGCCGUCAUGUCCACGAACCCGCGCGGCGCCAAGAAAAUGCACUUCGUGAAGCGCUCCGCCCUCGCCUCCGACGCGCGCCGCCAGGAAUUCGAGGCCGUGCUGAGCGCUUUGGGUAUGGGGCCCGGCCAGUGCGCCGCGCCGACGGCGGAGGUCGCGGACGCGAGCCGCCCGCAGACGGUCCCCGCUCUGGUGCGCAGCGCCUGGACCUCGGAGGCAGCGCAGGAGGCGGUGACCACUCUCCAGCAGUGGUAG